This is a messenger RNA of Heteronotia binoei (common prickly gecko), 927 nucleotides long. RefSeq names its product olfactory receptor 10A5-like. The coding region runs from base 1 to 927 and encodes 308 amino acids. The transcript has a single exon. NCBI's taxonomy places the organism in Eukaryota, Metazoa, Chordata, Lepidosauria, Squamata, Gekkonidae. The record is from RefSeq and is a predicted model, not a curated record. Gene Ontology annotation, biological process: G protein-coupled receptor signaling pathway. Gene Ontology annotation, cellular component: membrane. Gene Ontology annotation, molecular function: olfactory receptor activity; G protein-coupled receptor activity.
AUGAAUAAGACUUCCAUCACCCAUUUCAAUUUUCUUGGAUUUCCCAGCUAUUUGGAAGUGCAGAUUCUCAUGUUUAUUCUGCUUUCUGCUGUCUAUGCAGUCACUGUAACUGGUAAUUGUCUCAUCAUCCUUAUUACAUGGGCUGACAUGACCCUUCAUACACCUAUGUACUUCUUUCUGAGAAUCUUGUCAUUUCUGGAGAUCUGCUACAUCUCUGUCACCCUCCCCAAGAUGCUACACGACUUGGUCUCAGAGGACAAGUCCAUCUCAUUCAGUGGGUGUGCUGCCCAGAUGUAUUUUAUCUUGUUCUUGGGGACAGUUGAGUGUUUUCUUUUGGCCUCCAUGUCUUAUGAUCGCUGUGUUGCAAUAUGCCUCCCUUUGCAUUAUACAGUGCUAAUGUCCAAAGGAGUUUGUAUCUAUCUGACUUUGGCUUCAUGGAUGGGUGGCAUUCUUAUCCCACUGGUGAACACAACCUGGGCAUUUAGUUUGCCCUACUGUGGCUCUAACAAGAUCAACCAUUUCUUCUGUGACUUCCCACCAGUUCUGAAGCUAGCCUGUGCUGACACAUCUCUGAAUGAGACAGUGAUGCUAGUGAGCAGUUUAGUCAUCACUCUGAUACCUUUCAUCUUCAUACUGGCAUCCUAUACCUGCAUCCUGAGCACUAUAUUAAGGAUUCCUUCAUCUGAAAGUAGACAUAAAGUGUUCUCCACAUGUUCUUCACAUCUCAUCAUGGUGACCCUUUUCUACGGCUCGGCCAGCUUUAUGUACUUACAUCCCAAAUCCAGUUAUUCUUUGGAACGAGACAAAUUCCUCUCUCUUUUUUACACAGUGGUAACACCAAUGCUAAAUCCUAUCAUCUAUAGCUUGAGAAACAGUGAAGUAAAAAAGUCCCUAGCAAGAAUGUUUAAAAGGAAAAUAUUGUCCUAG